AAAUACAUAUAAAAUGAUUUAUAGCAAGUUUUAUUUAUUGUGGUAUAUUAUCGUGAUGGGUGUUUUUUUUAAGCAGGUAAAAAGUUCAGACAUAAAUUUAGAAUGGGCCAUAGAUUGUCCAAGAGCAUGUAACUGUAAGAACAUAGAUUUUAUUGACUUACCAAUAGUUAAAUGGAUGUACAGUGGACUACAAACUGAACCACAUACCUCAUAUACACAUAAUGAAGUUAUUGAAGAAAAUGAAGAAGAACAAAUAGCUCAUCACAAUUCACAGUUUUUUAAAACUGCCUUAUGUAUGUUUAUGAAUGUAACAAAACCAAAAGAAUUUUUAAAUUUUCUUCCAUUAGACACAGAGGCAUUAAUUUUAUUUCAGACAACUGAUUCAGACAAUAUUACAAUAGAAGAUGAUAUUAAGCUGCCAAAACUAAUUUCAUUUGAAAUUCAUGGCAAUAAUAAUCCAUCAAAAAUCUAUAUUACAGAUAAAAUGUUCAAAUAUAUGGAUAAUAUAAAAUAUAUAAACAUUCAAAGUGUAUCAUUAGAUAAAUUAACUUUAGAUAAUAAUGAACCAAUUCCAAUAAUAGAUACUAAUGUUUAUAAAAAAGAAAAUUCAUACGCAUUUAAUGAACUUUCACCAGUCUUACCUACGUAUUUACAUAAAGAAUAUAACCAUCAUAUAAAAAACCGUUUGAUAUUUUUACAGCCCAAGGAUAUUGACAUGAUUCCUUAUGAAACCUAUAAGAAAACUAAAAGAACAGUAAAAUCCAAUAGCCUAUUUUUAAUCAAUAAAGAUUUGUUGUUUUUAAGAAUUACGAAUUGUGAUCUAAAAGAUAUAUCAUGGGAUUUAUUUAAUGGAUUGGAUUUGUUGGAAACCCUUAUUCUAGAUAACAAUGCUAUUGAAUACAUUCCAGAUUUUUCUUUUUAUGGCGCUAGUGUACUAAAAAGUUUAUCUUUAGCUAAUAAUAAAAUUAAACAUUUGCAGACUACUAGUUUAGCUGGUCUUCUUGAUUUGAAUUAUUUAAAUUUGAAAAACAAUGCUAUAACUGUGUUAUCAGAAACAACAUUCCCACCAUUACCAAAAUUAAAAGUUGCAGAUUUAAGUAAUAAUCCAAUUGAAAUAGUGUAUCCACAUACAUUUGAAGUGUUAAAUGCUACAAUUGAGCUUACGUUGGGAACAAAUAACACACUACUACAUUUACAUAAAAAUGCAUUUAUUGGUUUAGAUCGUUUAGAAAAAUUGAAUUUAAUCGGUGUAAAUGUGACAAUUUUAGAAAGGCCCUUUAUGAUUGGACUUCCUAAUCUUGUAGAACUUAAAAUAAAAGGUUCCAUACAACAUAUAGCUUUUGAUGCUUUUUUUGAAAUACCAAACAUUAAACGUCUCAUAAUCAGUAAUUGUUCAAUACAAUCUGUGUCUAUGGAUUCAUUUUAUGGAAUUUAUAAUUUAGAACAUUUAGAUUUGUCUUAUAAUCAAAUCAAAGAAUUGCCUCCUGGGUUAUUUGAUCAACAAUUGUCUCUCAAGGAAUUAAUUUUAAAUAACAAUCAACUGAUUGAUUUACCAGAUGAUAUAUUUAAAAAAAUAUCUAAUCUUAAAUUAAUACGAUUAGAUAUGAACUCACUACAUUGUACAUGCAAGAUGAAAUUGUGGGAUAUUUCAUUAAUGACUAAAAGUGUAAAAGAAAUAAAUAAACAUAAUUGCAAGUGGAAACAUUUAAAGAAAAGAUAUAGCUGUACAAUUAUAAAUACAACUACAUAUAUUUAUAACAAAAAAUUAGAACCAAUAUGUUCAAGUCCAACAAAAUUAAAAGGAAAGACAGUUUCAUAUGCUUUGAGAAAGUACAUGGAUUGCAAUAGUGAAUCGUACAGCAAACAUAACAUGAAAAAAAAUUAUAAAAAACAAAAGCUUUAUAAACAAGUUAGUGAACAAGACAUCAGACAAAAUACCACAACAUUAAAGACUAUUUUUUUUGAUUUUAUUUUAAAUCAUACAACAAGUAUCAGAUAUAAUACCAUCACAACACCAAACAUAACAGAAUCAACACCGGAAUCAAUAAUUGAUAAUAAAGUAUUCAUUACUACAGAAAGAAGUAUACGUUUGAACAAUGGAACAUAUGUAAGUAAGUUAUUGUUGAAAGAAGAAAUUUCUAAAAUGAAAAGAAAACAUAAAGCAAAAAUUCUGUUUUAAAAGUAGAAAACAAAUUA
Molecule: messenger RNA, 2196 nt
Organism: Diuraphis noxia (Russian wheat aphid)
Lineage: Eukaryota; Metazoa; Arthropoda; Insecta; Hemiptera; Aphididae
Source: RefSeq, a predicted model, not a curated record